AUGCAGCAGAAAAGUGGAGACCUACAGGAUAGUUUCUCCGCUAGCUUUGUUCUCGGAUGGGUUAUCACAAAUGGUGCUGGUCUUGCAUCCUACCCAAUUGACACUGUCCGGAGAAGAAUGAUGAUGACAUCUGGUGUGAAAUCUCUCUUCAAGGGUGCUGGUGCCAACAUCCUGCGUGCUAUUGCUGGUGCUGGUGUGUUGGCCGGGUAUGACAAGCUUCAGUUAAUAGUUUUCGGAAAGAAGUAUGGCUCUGGCGGGGCUUAA
Ipomoea nil (Japanese morning glory) is the source of this 264-nucleotide messenger RNA. RefSeq names its product ADP,ATP carrier protein 1, mitochondrial-like. NCBI's taxonomy places the organism in Eukaryota, Viridiplantae, Streptophyta, Magnoliopsida, Solanales, Convolvulaceae. The record is from RefSeq and is a predicted model, not a curated record. Gene Ontology annotation, cellular component: mitochondrial inner membrane. The transcript is spliced from 2 exons. Bases 1 to 264 code for a protein of 87 amino acids. Gene Ontology annotation, molecular function: ATP:ADP antiporter activity. Gene Ontology annotation, biological process: mitochondrial ADP transmembrane transport; mitochondrial ATP transmembrane transport.